Geodia barretti is the source of this 813-nucleotide messenger RNA. NCBI's taxonomy places the organism in Eukaryota, Metazoa, Porifera, Demospongiae, Tetractinellida, Geodiidae. The record is from the annotation of a GenBank genome assembly.
AUGGACUCGGUGAACGUAGAUGUUCACGUUCUGACUACUUGGGUUGGCCUUUAUAACUACGACCUGCCAGUGGAUAUCGGCGCCGCCGCCGCCCGAGACUGCAAUGACUAUAUUGCCGAAUUGACCCGUUCUCACCCUGACCGCUUUUCUGGAAUGGCGACUUUGCCGAUGCAGGACGUGAAUACCGCCAUUGCAGAAUUGGAACGCUCCGUGAAUGAACUGGGCCUCAAGGGGGCGCAGAUCGCCGACCACGUCAACAACAAGACGCUUGACCACGAGGACUUUGUUCCAUUUUGGGCUGCCGCAGAACAAUUGGGGGCCCUGAUUUUCUUCCACCAGGAAGGCGACGACACCAUCGUAAAGCCACGUGACACCAAGGGUUAUGCCAUAGACAAUUCUAUUGGCAACCUGGCCGACCGGGCCGUCACGUUUGCCACCUUAGUAUUCGGCGGUGUUCUGGACCGGUUCCCAGAUCUAAAGGUCUGUCUGGCCCACGGUGGCGGUUUUGCCUGUUUCGGGGCCGGUCGCAUGGAUCGAGGUUGGCAAGUUCGGUCCGAAGCUCGAGAGCUGGGAGCCGGCAUUCCCAGUACCUACCUUGACAAGGUCUAUUACGAUUGCCUGACCCACAGUGAGGCCGUGCUGCGCUACAUGAUUGACUCAGCCGGCAUAGAACGCAUCUUCCUCGGUAGCGACUACCCCUAUGACAUGGGUAUAGACUCUCCGGUGGAAUGGGUCAACAGCCUGGAGAGUCUGACCCAGGACGAGAAAGAGGCAAUUCUCUGGAAGAAUCUGGAGCGCGUGCUGGGAAUUUGA